Drosophila melanogaster (fruit fly) is the source of this 1718-nucleotide messenger RNA. RefSeq names its product odorant receptor 63a (gene Or63a). Gene Ontology annotation, molecular function: odorant binding; olfactory receptor activity. The record is from RefSeq and is marked reviewed. Gene Ontology annotation, cellular component: membrane; plasma membrane. Gene Ontology annotation, biological process: sensory perception of smell; detection of chemical stimulus involved in sensory perception of smell. The transcript has 9 exons. NCBI's taxonomy places the organism in Eukaryota, Metazoa, Arthropoda, Insecta, Diptera, Drosophilidae. Bases 211 to 786 code for a protein of 191 amino acids.
CACAGGACAAGUCGAGAAUCACAUCACUCACCCUUCCCAGCCUGCCAGUGCAAAGUAUUUCAAUUAUUUAGUGAAACUUUGCCCACGUAAUUGGGCGUGGUUUCCUGCCUCUGGCACUGAACUAUCUAAUUAAACCAAACCGAUGAGCCACGCCCCCUCCAUUGUCCCUAUAAAUGGGCGAUUAACACAAUUAGGCCGCGAUUAGGCGACAUGUACUCACCGGAAGAGGCGGCCGAACUGAAGAGGCGCAACUAUCGCAGCAUCAGGGAGAUGAUCCGACUCUCCUAUACGGUGGGCUUCAACCUGUUGGAUCCUUCCCGAUGCGGACAGGUGCUCAGAAUCUGGACAAUUGUCCUUAGCGUGAGUAGCUUGGCAUCGCUUUAUGGGCACUGGCAAAUGUUAGCCAGGUACAUUCAUGAUAUUCCACGCAUUGGAGAGACCGCUGGAACUGCCCUGCAGUUCCUAACAUCGAUAGCAAAGAUGUGGUACUUUCUGUUUGCCCAUAGACAGAUAUACGAAUUGCUACGAAAGGCGCGCUGCCAUGAAUUACUCCAAAAGUGUGAGCUCUUUGAAAGGAUGUCAGAUCUACCUGUUAUCAAAGAGAUUCGCCAGCAGGUUGAGUCCACGAUGAAUCGGUACUGGGCCAGCACUCGUCGGCAAAUUCUUAUCUAUUUGUACAGCUGUAUUUGUAUUACUACAAACUACUUUAUCAACUCCUUCGUAAUCAACCUCUAUCGCUAUUUCACUAAACCGAAAGGAUCCUACGACAUAAUGUUACGUAAAUAAAUCAAUAAUUCCACUAACAAAUACUUUUUAUAAAUGUAAAAUAAUAAUUUAUUUGCCAUACUAAGCUCUGCCAUCUCUGUAUCCCGCCUGGGAGCACAAGGGAUUAGAGUUUCCCUACUAUCAUAUACAGAUGUACCUGGAAACCUGUUCUCUGUAUAUCUGCGGCAUGUGUGCCGUUAGCUUUGAUGGAGUCUUUAUUGUCCUGUGCCUUCAUAGCGUGGGACUUAUGAGGUCACUUAACCAAAUGGUGGAACAAGCCACAUCUGAGUUGGUUCCUCCAGAUCGCAGGGUUGAAUACUUGCGAUGCUGUAUUUAUCAGUACCAACGAGUGGCGAACUUUGCAACCGAGGUUAACAACUGCUUUCGGCACAUCACUUUCACGCAGUUCCUGCUUAGCCUUUUCAACUGGGGCCUGGCCUUGUUCCAAAUGAGCGUCGGAUUGGGCAACAACAGCAGCAUCACCAUGAUCCGGAUGACCAUGUACCUGGUGGCAGCCGGCUAUCAGAUAGUUGUGUACUGCUACAAUGGCCAGCGAUUUGCGACUGCUAGCGAGGAGAUUGCCAACGCCUUUUACCAGGUGCGAUGGUACGGAGAGUCCAGGGAGUUCCGCCACCUCAUCCGCAUGAUGCUGAUGCGCACGAACCGGGGAUUCAGGCUGGACGUGUCCUGGUUCAUGCAAAUGUCCUUGCCCACACUGAUGGCGAUGGUCCGGACAAGUGGACAGUACUUCCUGCUGCUGCAGAACGUCAACCAGAAAUAGGGCACAAAGUUGAAUAAAAUCGUCGUGUGUGCAGUGACGAAAAUGCGUAUUGUUUUGAGAUGGAUUAAUUUUCAGGGCAACAGUUAAAUAAAAUGUAUGGCAAUGAACUGGGUGUAAAAAUAAUUGUAUAAUAAAUUUUUAAAAUAUGAAGUAUUUACUCCUGUUAUAAGGC